Molecule: messenger RNA, 639 nt
Organism: Rhodamnia argentea
Lineage: Eukaryota; Viridiplantae; Streptophyta; Magnoliopsida; Myrtales; Myrtaceae
Product: E3 ubiquitin-protein ligase MPSR1
Exons: 2
Coding region: 23-574 (183 amino acids)
Biological process (GO): protein ubiquitination
Cellular component (GO): cytoplasm
Molecular function (GO): ubiquitin protein ligase activity
Source: RefSeq, a predicted model, not a curated record
GAGAAACGAAAAAGAAAAAGGAAUGGCUUCUUCCGACCCAGAACCACCGCCACCCGAAGAAGCUCCUCCGACGCUCCCCCGCCACAGGAUCAUCCUGGUCAACCCGCUGACCCAGGACACGGUGGUCGUGGACCCCUCGUUGCCACCCCCGUCCAGCUGGGAACCGCUGCUCCGCGCGCUGCGGGCCGUCAAGGGCUGCGGCAGGCCGCCGGCGUCGAGGGAGUCGGUGCGAGCCAUGCGGGAUGUGAUCAGGAGGACGAGCGAGCGAGGGCGAGAGGAAGAAGAGGAGCAGGAGGAGUGCGUGAUAUGCAUGGAGGAGUUCGAGGAGGGGAGAGAGAUGCCGUGCGGGCACCGGUUCCACGGCGGCUGCAUCGAGCGGUGGCUCGGGAUCCACGGGACUUGCCCUGUCUGCCGGUACCAGAUGCCCGCGGACGAGGGAGCCGCCACGGGGGAGAGAUGGGAGGACGGCGAAGGAGGAGAGGGGAGGGACAUUUGGAUCAGCUUCUCGGUCACGAGACGAAGCAGCUCGAGCGAGAUCGUUCGUCAUCAUCGUCAUCUUCACCAUCACUACUAGACGGACAGAGCUUGAGUCGUGUUUUGUCCUCCUGCUAAGUUGUUUUCCUUUUUUUUUUUUUGGUC